Apiotrichum porosum is the source of this 591-nucleotide messenger RNA. RefSeq lists its product as uncharacterized. The coding region runs from base 1 to 591 and encodes 196 amino acids. The transcript is spliced from 3 exons. Lineage: Eukaryota; Fungi; Basidiomycota; Tremellomycetes; Trichosporonales; Trichosporonaceae. The record is from RefSeq and is a predicted model, not a curated record.
AUGCGCUUCACCAUCACCUGCGCUUGGCUCGUCGCCUUCCUCCUCCCGCUCGUUGCAGCCACCCCGCUCCCGGCUCCCAACCCCGAGGCACUUGGCCUUGCCGAGCCUGACGCCAACCCCGGUCCCAACCCGGACGUGACCCGCAUCAACCUUGCCGCGCGCGCCACGCCCACUGCCGGGCCGCACAAGGGUAUCGCGACGUUCUACAACACCAACAUUAGCGGAAAUCGGGUCGCCUGCGGUGGCACCUACAACUGGAACCGGCCCAUUGUGGCCGUCACCUGGCCCGUCUUCAACUCGUGGGGUACCUCUGCCCCUCGUCACCCCAACGACGCGCCGAUCUGUGGCCAACACGUCAAGAUCACUGCCAACGGCAAGACGCACCUUGCCGAGAUCCGCGACAUCUGCCCGACCUGCGGCGGCACGUACGACCUCGACAUGUCCCCGUCCCUCUUUGCGUACUUUGGCUACACGGACCACCACGGCAUCUUCCCCAUUACGUGGGAGUACGUCUCGGGCAAGCAGCAUCUCCCCAACCUCCCGAUCCCGAGCUGGGCCCGCCCGUACUUUGUGCGCACGGGCGAGAUCUAG